Molecule: messenger RNA, 5229 nt
Organism: Oncorhynchus keta (chum salmon)
Lineage: Eukaryota; Metazoa; Chordata; Actinopteri; Salmoniformes; Salmonidae
Product: muscarinic acetylcholine receptor M5-like
Exons: 2
Coding region: 446-2029 (527 amino acids)
Biological process (GO): adenylate cyclase-inhibiting G protein-coupled acetylcholine receptor signaling pathway; chemical synaptic transmission; G protein-coupled receptor signaling pathway, coupled to cyclic nucleotide second messenger
Cellular component (GO): plasma membrane; dendrite; synapse
Molecular function (GO): G protein-coupled acetylcholine receptor activity; G protein-coupled serotonin receptor activity
Source: RefSeq, a predicted model, not a curated record
UUGACUGAUUUUGCUCUCCAAAGAGAUGCUCUCCAAAGAGAUGUCCUCUCUUCUAUUGUCAGCGUUUGAGCGGUGAUGACUAAAGCCUUCUGUUCCUCGUCUUACUAUUACUCUACACUCUGGGAUCUAUCUAUCUGGACUUCUGUAGCAUGUUGGGAUACAUUCAGAGGGCUUUCUUAUCAGCAGAGUCCUCAUCCUCUUUCCCAGGUUUGUGGUAACACCUUUCAGCCCUGAAAAUUACCUGGAGAGUUCAUAGAAAAACAAAUGGAUUCAAUAUGAACUGGGAAUCUUUACAUAUCAAGGAGAAGCUGCUGUUACUCUGAAGGCAACGGGGCUUGGAUGGUGAAAGUCAACUGAUAUCCUACUCAAGAUGGUGCACCCGACAGACUACUCUCUAAUAGUCAUACCACUGAUACCACAAUAAGGACAACUUGAGAGAAACAACAUGGAAGGUGAAGGAAUAAAGAACUCAUCUAUAAAUGGCAAUGCGACCGACAUCCACCUUGCCACACACAGUCUAUGGGAGGUCAUAACCAUAGCAACUGUGUCGGCCAUCGUGAGCCUGAUUACGAUAGUGGGCAACAUCCUAGUGAUGCUGUCAUUUAAGGUAAACAGCCAGCUGAAGACAGUCAACAACUACUACCUACUGAGUUUGGCUGUAGCUGACCUCAUUAUAGGUGUGUUCUCUAUGAACCUCUACACCUCCUACAUACUGAUGGGAUACUGGGCGCUGGGGAGUAUUGCCUGUGACCUCUGGUUGGCUUUGGACUAUGUGGCCAGUAAUGCGUCAGUGAUGAACCUGCUGGUCAUCAGUUUUGACCGGUACUUCUCUAUCACCCGACCUCUGACCUAUAGAGCCAAGCGCACCCCCAAACGGGCUGGGGUCAUGAUAGGCAUGGCCUGGCUGGUGUCCCUCAUCCUGUGGGCCCCUCCCAUACUGUGUUGGCAGUAUUUUGUGGGGAAAAGGACAGUCCCUGAAAGGCAGUGUCAGAUCCAGUUCUUCUCGGAGCCAGUGAUAACAUUUGGGACAGCCAUUGCUGCGUUUUACAUCCCUGUGUCGAUCAUGACCAUCCUUUACUGUCGGAUCUACAAGGAGACGGAGCGUCGCACCAAGGACCUCGCUGAGCUCCAGGGCAUCAACAGUUCCACAGAUGCUGGUACCACCAAGCCCCAGAAAACCAUCAUCAGAUCCUGCUUCAACUGCAACCAGCUCAGCUCUGCCUCCCGGGACAGAACCCAGGCCUCCUGGUCCUCCUCCAACAGGAGCCACGCAGCCAAAUCAGCCGCUGCCACCAACGAUGAGUGGUCCAAGAGCGACCAGCUGACCACCUUCAACAGCUAUGCCUCCUCGGAGGACGAGGAGCAGCCCGUGUCCCCGGGGGUCUUCCAGCCCAUCUACCGGAACCAGUCAUGUGGGCCAAGCACGGGUGCAGAGGGCUGUGAGAAUGAGCAGCUCAGCAGUUACGAGGACAACUUCUUCCACAAGCCUCCCAAGACCAAUUCGCAUAAGAGCAAGAAGUGUGUGUCCUACAAGUUUAAACCAGUUCCCAAAGACACUACCAGCGGUGCCCAGCAGAGCAAGAAUGGGGACACCAACAUGGUCCCAUCAUCUUUCUCCUCAGCAGACUCCAUGAGUGCCCCACCCUCCACCACUUCCUGCAAGCCAAUAGAUGCAACUCUGAAGAUCCAGCUGACCAAGAGGAAGAGGAUGGUGCUGAUCAAGGAGAGGAAGGCUGCUCAGACUCUCAGUGCCAUCUUGCUGGCCUUUAUCCUGACAUGGACACCAUACAACAUCAUGGUACUCAUCUCCACCUUCUGUUCUGACUGUAUCCCUGUGUCUCUCUGGCACCUGGGCUACUGGCUAUGCUAUGUCAACAGCACAGUCAACCCCAUGUGCUACGCGCUCUGCAACAAGACCUUUCAGAAGACCUUUCGCAUGCUGCUGCUUUGUCAGUGGAAGAAGAAGAGAGUGGAAGAGAAACUCUACUGGUACGGGCAAAACCCUGUAGUGAGCAGCAAACUAACUUGAGCCAUUCACUCUGUCCUUCCAGAGGAACAAGUAUGAAGACCAUAUGACUCAGACACACAUGGAUAUAUUUCUGUUUGGUACUUGAAUUAUGCCUACAGGUAGGGUGUGUCAAAUGUACAAAGGUUAGAGACAAGACUAGUUUGUUCGUGGUAUUGUUCUUUAAUCAGUACUUUUCUUACUACUCACAAGAAAUACAAAAGUGCUUUGCCGAAAAUGUUGACACUGUACACCAAUACAUCAUUAAAUAUGGAAAUGUAAAAACAUAACCCGACAUGCACAAAAAAGUGAGAGAUGUUUUAGUUUUUUUUCUAACAUGCUCUGAUUGUUUUAGAGGUAUUAUGUUAGACUACAUUGUGUUUGCUUUAAGGGCUAUCACAGUUUUUGUUGUGCGAGCUGGACAACAAACGAUUGUACACUCAUCAAAGCCUUGUUCACGUGUGGCAUUCACUUUAGUCAGAUACAAACAACAAAACCUUCAACAGCCAAUCUUUCCACAAGCACAAACACAUACAGUCCAAAUGAAGCCAGACAGCACAGAAACACAGGGGAAGAGAUUUGAUGAAAGUAAAUGCUGAGGUUUCAGUAUCAAAUUCUUCCAAAUAACUAUUACUUUUAUUAUCGACUCAGCAGCUUUAGAGUGCGCAUACAUUUCAUAAAACGUGAUUUUAUUCUAUAGUUCACUGGACACAUCCGCAUAAAGUAUACACCUAACCAGGCAAGUGCACAGAUAGGGGUCAACCUGUGCCGUCCCACCAGCCCCUUUGCCCUCCCACUCGCCGAGUGCCCUUUUGGAUAGUGGUAUAUGUACUUUUUUGGUGUACAGGUUUGUUUUUGUUGUUCUGAUCUCACUGCACCCAAGUCAUUUUGACGUCAUCAAGUUCAGAUAAGAAUUAGCCUUUAAUCAAUUAUAGUGGGUACUUCUUUGUUUGGCGGUUAAGAUCCAAGGAUGAAAUCUUAUCAGGGAGUGAUUUCAUCAGCCCAGGGUCACUAUAAGUCACUUAGCACAGUGACAGCUCUCUACACAUUUACAUUCAGGGGGAGAGCAGGGUUUGAUUCAUGCACUGUUCUGUGUCAUGUAUUCAUACCAAUCUGUUUUACGUCCAUCUGUCCUCAGGAUACAGGCCUUUGUUUUGGUCAUUCUGUAUUGGACUUUAUCAUUCUUAUCUACCCAUUGAUAGAAAUAACAUUUAAAAAUAAUAAUAAUGACAUCGCUGAGUACUCCUUGCAAUUGAUCAUAAGAAAAUCUACUGUAAACUCACUGUAUAUAAUCUUGAUUGAUUCAGUACAUAUUGUUUUUUCUACCAACAACCACCACAUACAGUGCCUUGCGAAAGUAUUCGGCCCCCUUGAACUUUGCGACCUUUUGCCACAUUUCAGGCUUCAAACAUAAAGAUAUAAAACUGUAUUUUUUUGUGAAGAAUCAACAACAAGUGGGACACAAUCAUAAAGUGGAACGACAUUUAUUGGAUAUUUCAAACUUUUUUAACAAAUAAAAAACUGAAAAAUUGGGCGUGCAAAAUUAUUCAGCCCCUUUACUUUCAGUGCAGAAAACUCUCUCCAGAAGUUCAGUGAGGAUCUCUGAAUGAUCCAAUGUUGACCUAAAUGACUAAUGAUGAUAAAUACAAUCCACCUGUGUGUAAUCAAGUCUCCGUAUAAAUGCACCUGCACUGUGAUAGUCUCAGAGGUCCGUUAAAAGUGCAGAGAGCAUCAUGAAGAACAAGGAACACACCAGGCAGGUCCGAGAUACUGUUGUGAAGAAGUUUAAAGCCGGAUUUGGAUACAAAAAGAUUUCCCAAGCUUUAAACAUCCCAAGGAGCACUGUGCAAGCGAUACUAUUGAAAUGGAAGGAGUAUCAGACCACUGUAAAUCUACCAAGACCUGGCCGUCCCUCUAAACUUUCAGCUCAUACAAGGAGAAGACUGAUCAGAGAUGCAGCCAAGAGGCCCAUGAUCACUCUGGAUGAACUGCAGAGAUCUACAGCUGAGGUGGGAGACUCUGUCCAUAGGACAACAAUCAGUCGUAUAUUGCACAAAUCUGGCCUUUAUGGAAGAGUGGCAAGAAGAAAGCCAUUUCUUAAAGAUAUCCAUAAAAAGUGUUGUUUAAAGUUUGCCACAAGCCACCUGGGAGACACACCAAACAUGUGGAAGAAGGUGCUCUGGUCAGAUGAAACCAAAAUUGAACUUUUUGGCAACAAUGCAAAACGUUAUGUUUGGCGUAAAAGCAACACAGCUCAUCACCCUGAACACACCAUCCCCACUGUCAAACAUGGUGGUGGCAGCAUCGUGGUUUGGGCCUGCUUUUCUUCAGCAGGGACAGGGAAGAUGGUUAAAAUUGAUGGGAAGAUGGAUGGAGCCAAAUACAGGACCAUUCUGGAAGAAAACCUGAUGGAGUCUGCAAAAGACCUGAGACUGGGACGGAGAUUUGUCUUCCAACAAGACAAUGAUCCAAAACAUAAAGCAAAAUCUACAAUGUAAUGGUUCAAAAAUAAACAUAUCCAGGUGUUAGAAUGGCCAAGUCAAAGUCCAGACCUGAGUCCAAUCGAGAAUCUGUGGAAAGAACUGAAAACUGCUGUUCACAAAUGCUCUCCAUCCAACCUCACUGAGCUCGAGCUGUUUUGCAAGGAGGAAUGGGAAAAAAAUUCAGUCUCUCGAUGUGCAAAACUGAUAGAGACAUACCCCAAGCGACUUACAGCUGUAAUCGCAGCAAAAAGUGGCGCUACAAAGUAUUAACUUAAGGGGGCUGAAUAAUUGUGCACGCCCAAUUUUUCCGUUUUUUAUUUGUUAAAAAAGUUUGAAAUAUCCAAUAAAUGUCGUUCCACUUCAUGAUUGUGUCCCACUUGUUGUUGAUUCUUCACAAAAAAAAUACAGUUUUAUAUCUUCAUGUUUGAAGCCUGAAAUGUGGCAAAAGGUCGCAAAGUUCAAGGGGGCCGAAUACUUUCGCAAGGCACUGUACAUAGGUUAUUCAUUCAGUGAUAUUGGGUGAGUGAGUAAAAAUACUGCAAAUGUUGUAUUACACGUGUAAUAAGCUAUGAUAUCAUGACCACAAAAUGUUUGGUAUCGUUGAUCCUUUAGACUACAAGAAAACUGCACACAAUUUUUGGGGGGAAGGUCGAGGAGGAGACUUACGUGUAUGAAAUCCCCAAAAUAAUGAUAUAUUAUUUUAUAACUUAAAAAAAUGUGUGACAAGUAUAUUACAGUAUU